Molecule: messenger RNA, 1927 nt
Organism: Phlebotomus argentipes
Lineage: Eukaryota; Metazoa; Arthropoda; Insecta; Diptera; Psychodidae
Product: modifier of mdg4-like
Exons: 5
Coding region: 141-1343 (400 amino acids)
Biological process (GO): regulation of transcription by RNA polymerase II
Cellular component (GO): nucleus
Molecular function (GO): DNA binding; protein binding
Source: RefSeq, a predicted model, not a curated record
GGAUAAAGUGGCUCGAGUGUUUAGACGUGUUGCGUGUACGCUCCGCGUUUGAGUGAAAAAAGGUGUAUUUUAGCAAGUGAUCAGUGCGAUAAAACAACUUUUAUUGAUUGACCAAAGUGAAGCGUUGAUUCGCCUACAAGAUGGCGGACGAAGAACUAUUCUCUCUGUGUUGGAACAAUUUCAACACAAAUCUCUCGGCGGGCUUUCAUGAGUCGCUCGUGAAUGGAGAUCUCGUCGACGUGACGCUAGCGGCUGAGGGCCAACUCGUUAAAGCGCAUCGACUUGUGCUGUCUGUGUGCUCACCCUACUUUCGCAAGAUGUUCACCAACAUGCCCGCCAAUCAGCACGCAUUUGUAUUCCUCAAAGACGUCACCCAUUCCGCGCUGAAGGAACUCAUUCAGUUCAUGUACUGCGGAGAGGUGAAUGUGAAGCAGGAGGCGUUGCCAGCAUUUAUUAGUACAGCAGAAGCGCUGCAGAUUAAAGGACUCACUGAUUCUGGUGACACAGCCCCACCGCCGAGUUCGCCCACCAAAGUCGCCACACCAUCACAUUCAUCCGCAUCAUCACCUUCACGGGUCCGCACACAGCAGCGCACCGUGACACGAACAACGUACAAAAUGGAGUCUGAAGACAGUGCCGAUGAGAGGCAGAUGAUUCAGGUGCACACACAAAAGCGCUCAGCUCCGCGCCAAACCAUCGCCCUGCAGUCAAUACCGUCGAGCAAGAGGUCGAAGAUUGAGACCAUUGAGACUGUUGAACAAGCGGCAGACACAUCGGCAACGACACGCAUCUCGGAGAAGUCAGACGCGGAGUUCAUUGAUUUGCCAAUCACUGAAACGCUGUCGGCCAAAGCGGAACCCGUUGAAGAAUAUGCUGAGGACACGGCUGAGGAUAUUGAGCAGGAAGGCGAGGCGACCUAUGUGGAGGAGGACACGUACGGCGACAUGAAAUAUGACGAAUCCUACUUCACGGAGAACGACGAGUCAAACGCCAAGGCAAAUGUAUCUGGAUUUGGAGAAUCGUACGCCGAAGGGGAUCAAUCUGUUGCUGAAGCCCAAGACUUCAAAUUUGACCCGAAAGCUGACACUGAGGAAAUCCACUUUGCGCGCAGCAUGAAAGGACGUCCCAGGUUAAUCCUCAAGGGCUACUCGUACUUCAGGAACAAUGGCAACGACGAGAGAACCUAUUGGCUGUGCUCAAGGAAUCGCUAUCACAAGUGCAAAGCCCGUGUUAUCACGUCUGCCAACUAUCGUGAGAUUAUUCUAAAGAAUCAGGUUCACAAUCACGAACCAGAUCCACAAAUUAUGAACAAUAGAGAUGGAUUCUAUGUGAAUGACGUGUAGAUUGACUUACACGAACAGAGAGAUGAUAAUUUUUACGAUUCUUUAUCUAAAUUACAAAUGAGAAGAAAAUAUAUUUCGGUAGAGUGUAAUCUUCAAAAUAAAACUGCAGUUGAAUUUUAACAUUAUAAUCCCUUUUCUCAGACAGUAUUUCCUGUGCAGAUUUGGAGAUUGUUUUCUUCUCUCCUUUCAAAUCCAUCUCUAACGUGAUUUAUUUUCUUAUUUCAGAUUCAAUUAAGAAAUUCAAAUUUGUGAAGCAUCUCACUUUUGUGUCUGGCCAGCGAAAUUGCCCAAAGUUGGUGGUCGAUGGCUAUUCUUUCGUGCGGAAUAAAGGCAAUUACAAGUGCACAUACUGGCGGUGCUCUAUGAUGCGCUCCAAAGUGUGUCCAGCCAAAGUUGUCACGUACACAGACAGCAAUAAGAUCUACAUGAGAAAUGACAAUCACACACAUGAGCCGGAUUGCAGUGAUUUCAAGGGAGACGACGAGGAGGAGGAUGAUUAGUAGUGAAGUCCUGAUUGUAUAAUAAAUUAAUAAAACAGAAAUCUAUAAAACAAACUUAUUUAGGAUGUAGUUUAGAGUGAUUCU